Acanthocheilonema viteae is the source of this 1446-nucleotide messenger RNA. Lineage: Eukaryota; Metazoa; Nematoda; Chromadorea; Rhabditida; Onchocercidae. The record is from the annotation of a GenBank genome assembly.
AUGGAUGACGAAGUAACUGUACAAUCUGUUCGAAAAAACUUUUCGACUGAUGAGCUUUUGAGACUUUUAGCCUAUUUGGAAGGCGAAGUCCAGGCUCGUGAUAUCGUAAUAGCUACGUUAAAGUCAGAAAAAGCGAAGCAAUUGUUACAUGAGGCCAAAUAUGGACAACUCGCGGGCAGUGAUCCAGUCAAAGCCUUGCAACGUGAUUCCAGUUUGACGGAUGAAGGAAAUGAAAUUGACGAAUCUGAAAUUGGACAUAUGUACGAAACUCAACUGACGCAACUGGAACGGUUAAUUACUGUGCAGCGGCAGUGUCACAAUCGUUCGAAACAAAUCUUAGCAGCUACAGAGAAGCGACAUGCACGCACUUUGCGAGAGUUAGAUGAGGAAAAACAGCGUUCUGCAGCGGAUGCUGCACAGGGUGAUGAUCUUUGUGUCCUUCUAGAAAAUGAACGAACUCGCCUUCGUCAGCAACUGGAGUAUGAACAAAAAGAAGGUGAAAAAGCUCGUAAGGAAGUGGAAAGACUGGAAAAAAAAUUGAGGGAUGAACAAGAACAUUACAAAUCGAUGGUGUUGUUCUUGGUAAAUGAACGGAAACAAAUGUUGUUUGAUUUGCAUGAAUUGAAAGUUCAAAAUGGUCGCGGUUCAUCCUACGCUCAGGAGACAGCGUUGCUUGCAGAGAUGCGAAAAGAAGUAACUGCCCUACGUUCGGAAAAAGAUCAACUGCGUACGGCUCUGGAUGCAGCUCUUUCCGAAGUGCAAACCCUCAAAGAGGUUGCGAGAAAUCAAGAGGAAGACUUGUCCUUAAUGCGUACCAAUAUACUUGCUAACACGCGAAGUUACGCAAAUAAUUUACGAUUUUCCGAUGACGGCUCUGUGGUCGUAGCAAAUAAAGGUGUUUCGAACGCUUUGCCACCAUCCAAAAAUCCAGCACCAGGCUUAUCGCCAGCAGUGAGUGAUUUGAGGCAUCCAAUACGACCCCGACUUACCACUUCCUCGACUUUCCCAGCCAGUAAUCGAUUUCCUCAGAGUCGUGUUCCUCUUCCAGCACCAUCUCACUUGACCUCAUCAGUUGCUCCACUUCCUCCUGCAAAGAAAGGACAACAUCCUGUAACAACAGCACGGCCAGUGACACUGUCAACAAUGCGCGGUAAUAAUAAUCAUUCGUCAUCGCGUGACCGCGAGAGGAUGUCCAACUCAUCAGAUUCCUCAGAAAAGAAAAAUACAUAUUCAGCUGAACCUGAAAUUGAGCAUUUGGGUGCAGUAAUCGAAUCAAUGAACACAGGCAAGCGAAGCGCUUCUUUGCCACGGAAUGGCAAAAAUGGGGUCAUUGCUGGAUCACAGGCACGUAAACCUGUUUCAUCAAAAUCUGCUGUCACUGCCAGACGUAGCACAAUUUUCAAAGCUCUCGGUGUAACAACACGAAAUGACAAGAACGGCACAUAA